UAUUUAGUUUGGUCACAUGACCAAGUAUGGCGGAGAGUGACGAAAGUCCCUCCCCUUCAGAAAAUUCGCAAGAUCCUAGUAUUGGUCCACGAAUUGUGACAAUUACAAAGUCUGAAACAGGUUUUGGAUUUAAUGUUAGAGGUCAAGUGAGUGAAGGCGGGGUUCUAAAGUCGAUAAACGGCGUGCUAUAUGCCCCACUUCAACAUGUCAGUGCUGUUUUGGAAGGGGGAGCAGCUCAAAGAGCUGGAAUCCGGAAAGGAGACAGAAUUUUAGAAGUGAAUCAAGUGAAUGUUGAAGGAGCAACACAUAAACAAGUUGUUGACCUGAUUAAGUCUGGUGGAGAUACACUAACGUUAACAGUAAUAUCAGUGCCAGAUCAGAUAGCGGACCGACUGGAACCAAGCGAUGAUUCCUCAGGACCGUCAUACAUAGAUUACUCAGAGAGAAGGUCAUUGCCAAUCUCCAUACCUGACUAUCAGGCUGUGCAACAGAAUGGGGAGAAAUUUGUGGUCUAUAAUAUCUAUAUGGCUGGGCGCCAUUUGUGUUCAAGACGUUACAGUGAAUUUGACACUCUUCAUUCGAGAUUAAAAAGAGAGUUUCCAGACUUCUCUUUUCCAAAGAUGCCGGGUAAAAAGUUGUUCACAUUAACAGAGCAGCAGCUGGAUGCACGGAGAAGAGGUCUUGAGCAAUACCUAGAAAAAGCAUGUGCUGUCCGGGUGAUAGGAGAAUGUGAUAUUAUGCAGGAAUUUUUAGCUGCAAAUGAAUCUGAGCAGGACUCAGCCAAUAAUGAAGUUGAAUUGAAGGUUUUAUUACCGGACAGAACUAUUUGUGUAGUAACCAUUCAUAGGAAUGACACUACAGAUACUGUAUAUAAUGCUGUUGUUGAUAAAGUUAACCUCUCUACUGGUGCUGCAGAGUGCUUCUAUUUAUUUGAAACUGUUGAAUAUAAUUUUGAACGUAAAUUACAGCGGAAUGAAUUCCCUCACAAUAUAUACAUACAGAAUUACAGUACUGCUACAGCCACAUGUAUCACCUUGAAGAAAUGGAUCUUCUCAAUAACCAGAGAAAACUUCCUAAACUCUGACCCUAUUGCUGUAAAUUUCCUCUGUGGUCAGGCUGUUGAGGAGGUGAACAGAGGCCAUAUCAAAACUGAAGAUAAAUUGUAUGAACUGAAAUCACUACAUGAUGCAAGUAAAAAGAUAGAGUAUGUGAAAACGGCGAGAUACCUGGAAGGUUACUGCGAAGUACAGUUCCCACAUUGUCCUUGUGACUCGAGAAAGGAAGGACAUGUUAUAGCAAUUGUAGGUAGAUCAAGCUUCAAGCUGCAGGCGUGUAAAACUGAUGGAACUCCUGAGUCUCAAGUGAUAGAGUUCCAGUGGAAGGAUAUACAGGGUUAUGAUGUGGAGGAAGAGGGUAUGGCAUUUACACUGGAAUAUAACCGACCAGGCAAGAAACCUCGAAUUGUACAAAUUCUUACACAAUAUUUUGUUUACAUGAAAGAAUGUUUUGACAAAAUCUUUGAAGAAAUUGAGUGGGAAAAAGAGGAGGGCAUGGAUGUUUGAGAAUAAUGUUGUGUAGGAUAUAUCAAGUAAAACCUUCCCAGACAGCAGCAAUACCCUACUGCUUACAACUGAUGUGAUCAGACCUGAUGAUGGUCUUUCAGCAUCAUCAAAACCAUAAAAAAAAUUAGCAGCUUGGUACCUCACCCCGAGUUGUUACAACCUGUGCACCAUUGUGUUCCAAAACUGGAUAUUUGUUACCCUUGCAAUGUAAAUGUUGUGCAUGCUUGAAAUCUCCGUAUUCUGAAGACCUUCACAAAGGAGAAACGAUGAUUCAGGCCGGUUUAAUAUUCGCAUAAGUGGUAGAUUUUUCACCAUCAAAGUAAUUAAUGUCCCAAGUUUUCACAAGGACUUACUUUUGUGAAAUAAUUAGAAGUGUAAAAUUAGUGAAAAAUAAUCCCCUUCAAGCUUUUCUGACUUUACAGUACUGUACAUCUCAGAACAAAUGUUCCUGAAAAUUUAAGUUUACCUUGUGUAUUUUUUAUGCUGUUUAUUUUCCAAUUAAUGACCCAAAGGGGUGUUACAUUUUUCAUAAGGGGGUAUAGGUUGGGUUUAAUAAGGUAUUAUAAAAAUAAGAUAUAUACUAUCAAUCUAACUUCUAUUGAAUGAAUUUAACAGUUAUAGGACUUCUGUAGUGAUGGUUUUAGCUUGCCAUAUAAGUUUUUUUUGCAGGGGGUGGGGUAUUAGGGGAAGGGCAUUAAUUAGGGAAUAUACAGUAGUAAAUGAGAGAGAAAAACAAUACACUAUUAAUAUGACUAACAAAAAAUUGUAGCUUUUUAACCAUAACAUUUAUUACUUAUAUAUUAUGACAAAGGCUGUAAGCAUUAGAUUUGAAAAAAGAGUGUACAAUAGUCAAUUUUCUUUAUUAUUCCUGUUUAGGUUUGUAACUGGAAAAUAUGUAUGUAGAAUGUUUUUGUCAAGCUGUAAGUAUAUAUAUAUACUAUGUUCAGUGCGUGUUACAUCAUUUAGGAAAUGUGUUUUCAUAUUUAGGUAUUUUUCAUUAUCUAUCACUUGUCAUCAGUACAUGUUAACAGGAACGUCAAAUGUCGAGUUGUUAUUUGGAAAUAACAUUGUCCAAAUUCUCUAGAAUUUUGUUGUCACAGUAUAGCUGUAUAGUCAAAUUCUUAAAACGCUUGUAGUCUCAACACGAGACUGGACUUUUCAUGAUGUGUGUCAUUAAUUCAUCAAACAUCAUUGCUAGGCAAAACAACUGCCUUCUCAAGUUUCAUAACAGAUUCAUUAGCACUAGGUACAAUUUUGCGCUGUGCUUAGAGAUUGAACUAGCGAACACUUGAUUUAAAGUCUUGAGUUCUUCCUACUAGGCAAGCUAGUUAAGAUAACUUGAAGAAAUUUGGAGUUAAAUUUUAGUAUGGCCAUAUUAAAAUCUUACUUUUGCUCUGUAAGGAAUGCUUGUAUUUGAUUUAAACUGUUACCAGUUCUCUUUCAUUUUUCAGAUGUAAUUUUGUUUGCACUAAUUAAUUUUGUUACGAUUCUAUUAAUAUUUCAUAAAACAGUACUUGGUGUCCUUUAUUUUUUCAAUUGUUUCUUAAUUGAAACUUUUUUAUAAAGUUUCUGUAAAUAAUGUAUCUUCAGGUGCAAGUAUUAACAAAGUUUCUAACAAAUAUUAAUUAGCCGUGCCAUGAGAAAACCAACAUAGUGGGUUUGCGACCAGCAUGGAUCCAGAUCAGCCUGCGCAGUCUGGUCAGGAUCCAUGCUGUUCGCUUUCAGAGCCUAUUUUAAUUGUAGAAACUGUUAGCGAACAGCAUGGAUCCUGACCAGACUGCGCGAAUGCGCAGGCUGGUCUGGAUCCAUGCUGGUCGCAAACCCACUAUGUUGGUUUUCUCAUGGCAUGGCUCAAAUUUUUAUUUUCUAUGUUACUAACUUUGCAGAUUUUUUAUUUGAGACUUUUGUAAUGACAGAUUGCAAAUUUAGUUUUCAGUAUUCUUAUUUAAGAAAAAUUCCUUUAUUUAUCAGUAAAUAUAACAGUAAUUGUGCUAGGCAGUCUUGUUACCAGUUUUUUUGCAAGGUAUUUGUGCUAGGCAGUCCUGGUAAUAGUUAUUGUGCUAGGCAUUUUGAUAUUUAAACACUUUUAGCGCCGGGCGGUGCUAGUCAGUUUUGGUAACAGAUUUAUACUAAGCAAUCUUCAUAGGAGCUUUCGUACUAAGCAGUCUUGACAACAGUAAUUUCUCCAGGCAAUCUUGGUAACAGUUGUAAGGCUGUCUUGACUACAGUUUUUAUGUUAAUUAGUUUUAACAUCAGUUUGUGAGAGGCAUUCUUUAUAACCAUAAUUUCCCCAGGCAGUCUUUGUAACAUAUUUGUGCUUACUCAGUAAAUGCUUUAAAGAGGCUGUCUUUAUUUAUUUUUGUUCUCUCGAGUUAAUCUGGUGUUAGCUAUACAAGAAGAAACAAUUUUCAAAUUUAUAGAAAGGUAUCAUAAUUAUUAAUCUUUUAUGAACUUAUUCAUUGACCUGUAUCUGUAUACAUCAAGAGCAUUAUUUGAUUUAAAUAGAUGAUAUAAGUAUAUAAGUACUUGCCAUGUUGUUGAUACACUUACUGCCAUUUCAUUAUUUAAAUGCAUCAGAUCAAAUUUGUUCUUAAAAGUAAAUACUGUGAAAUCAUUACAUUUUGUGGGUAUUAAAUAUUGUGGUGUAUGCCAAAAAAGACUAUUUGGUGGAGAUACAAAUUCAAUUUUUUCCGAUUAUCUGGAUAAAAAAUGGGAACUUUGCUUGUUCAUUGUGAUUUAAUUUCUUGGAUUGAUGAAACCACAAAAAUUAGUCCGUUAUGACAGUUACUAAUUUCAUAGAGGAUAAAUUAAAAAAGAAAAAACGUACUGUAUACUACUGAAGAAUAAUACUGAAGAGUACUGCAUGUGUAGGUCUGCAUAUGGAAUCAGAAUGUCUGACUGAAUUUUUCACUUCUCAUGUAACAUUGAGGGUAUACAAUAGAACUAUGGUAGACUUAUUUUAAGGUAAAUAUCUUGUAUUGUUGAUCUAUCUGAGAGUAAUAUUUACCUUCGACAUAUCUGUAAUUGUUUAAGAAUUAUGGGUGAAGUCAUUUGAAAAAUUGAUCAGGUUAUUUUCCAAAUAUAUUUGCAGGCCACUAUAAUGAUUAUAAAUGCUCUUUCAAUGAAAAACAAAACAAAACAAUUUAGUGCCAUGAUAGAAUAAGUUUAUGUUGGUGCUAGCAAUAAUUCCUGAGUAGAAAAUGUUUUAUUGUGUACACUGCAAGAAUUAUUGUGUUCAGGCAGUUGUUAAGUCCCUAGGAGAUGACUAUAGAAAAUUUAAAUUGAAGGGUUUUGUGCAUUAUGUUUAUCACAUUUAGGACAUUCUAUAUAUAUACAAGAUACUAUGGUAUACAUAUCCGCAUACUACUUUAAUCAGAAAUUAAUCUUUAUACAGAUGGUUAAAAUAUUCGGAAAGCAUGCAUUUUUGCAAAUUUGUAUUAUAUAGAAAGCUCUGUUAGUAGCAAGACGGGAAAGAGAUUUGGAAAUUUUUAAUCAGUAUAGAUUUAAUAAUAAUUUAGUCUAUAAAUAGCAUGACCAAAUUUCUGCCAAUACAUGUAUAUAGCAAGAACAUGUAAAUUUCUAGUUUAAAUUGAUUACAUGUGUAAUAUCAAGACUUUUUGUGCGUGAGGAAUGAAAGUACAAGAGUAUUUUAGGGGUCUGUAUUUGUUUGACCACCACAUUUAAUCUGCAGCUUUUUACAAGUCAUUUGUCAGUUUUUAUGCACUUUGUAGUAAACAGUAGAAAAAUGUUUCAGUUAUACACCAACUAGAACAGCUAUAUCUGAAUACAUAAAGGUUACACAAAUCUUACUUUAACAUAUGUGUAAUUGUAAAAUUUUAAUAGGAGUUUUCAGUCAAUUUUCUUGUUUUGAACAACUCAAUUUUAAAAUUAUUUGUUGUACUGUUUUAGCAGACGUGUUUUAAUAUGUAAGGAGAUUAUUUACCCACAUGCACACCAUUGCUCAUUGUUUACAAAAUCAGAAGUUUUCAGUGUUUAGAUUUGUGUAGCAAAUGACUUGAUUAAAAUCUAUUGUACAAUUUUUAGCAGAGGCUUGUUUGUUGUGGCAUGCAGAAGAAUUUACUUCAAAUAAUGUAUACACAUAAAAGUAUUGAAAUUGCAUUGUGUCUAUUAUAUACCAUAUUUUCUGUUGAGACAAGUUAUGCAUUUUUCCCCAGUCUUAUCAUUUAGUAAGGUCAUUUUGAAAAACAAAACUUGACAGCUUUGGUUUCUCAGACACUGUUCAGAUCUAAAGUACAAAAUGUAAACUCAUGGAUAUUUAAGUAGUUUAAUUGUUAAUAAAUGUGUUCAACUAUGGUGUUUAACAAAAUUAUUUUUAAACAUCUGAUAUCAUAAAAUUCUUAAGGUUGUUAAAAUAAUUCAGGAAAGUUAUAUAAUUAUGUCAUUUUUCACAAUAAAUUGCUUUUAUAAGUCCAUAUUUCUAAACUUUACAAAAUGAAAACAUUUUUUUUUACAGGGUUGGUGGGAGUGGGUGGGGGGUGGAGAAUAAGUAGCAGUAAUUUCAUCAGCCCCACUUGUUGCAUUCUUUGGGAUUUAGGAUGGAAUCUUCACCAACUAAAAGUGGGUCCGACUUCGAACCACUUGCAUUAAGUUUGUACCCCACUGGUGAACAUAGAAGGUCUCUAUAUGACCUAAAUUGUGUCUGUGUGACAUAAAAUCUAAACAGAACAAACGAAAAACAUGAACAGCUGAAAAUAUUUUCAAUAUUUAGGCUUUGUAUAAUGUUGCAUAGUUGAACUUUUAUUUAUUGACAGAUGUUGUAUUGUAUAUUAGAGUAAUUGAACAUCUUGUACCUUUGUUAUGGUUUAAAAUUGUACAUAGCAUUUAGAUGCAUUAUUUCCCAUUUGUUAUCACUGUUGUUGAAUGGCUUGCCUGAACCAGGGGAACAGGUCGAGCUACAAAUAAAGGUAGAUGGUCUGGCAUCCGCCCUCAGCACUUCACUUUACUUGUCAAGGUCCAGCAUUACAGGUUGAGCUAUAAAUAAAAGGUAGAUGGUCUGGCAUCCCUCCUCGGCAUUUUACUUUAAAAGACUUGUCAAGAUCCUUUGAAUACGUGUUCACCAAACAUAAAAGCAGUCUUGCAGGUACCUUUUUCAAGUUCAUUGGGUCAAGUGGGCGAUUUAAGGCCGUCAUGGCACUUUUGCAUGUUUUUUUUUUCUUGCAUAUAUUCACAUAUUCCAUUUAAUGUUUCACUAGGCAGAGAAAUUUGUUUCGAAAUAUUCUUUGUAUUUCUUAUUACUUAAGGCACUGCAAUUAUUUUGAAGUUGUUGGGUAAUGUAUAUAGAACUAUAUGAUUAUAAAACCGUUGGCAAAUGUGAGAAUUUUAAAGGAAAGGAAAUGAUGGUGUAUGUUGGAAGUUUGCAGCUUUUGUGUGAAUGAAAAAACUCCAUCUGUGAUGGAUAAAACCCAUCUUUUGAAUCUACUGCUGUUAAUUAGGAUGUGUAGCCAGGAAAAAUGUUACGGCUUAAAAUAUCUGAAGAAUUUCAUUAGAAAAUUACAGAAAAAAGUUUUUUGAAUCUGUGUUGUAGUUUCGAAUUUGAUGAUUUCAUUCACAUUUCUAAACGGAAAUUUAUUGGGGUCCGAAAAUUAUUGAAUUGAAUUUUUGAAAGGUGAACUGUUAAUAAGAUUUCAUUUUAUGGAUUUGUGCAACCUAGAAACGUAAAAAUUAAAUCUUAUGAUUUUGUCAGCCCAUCUUUGCUUAACUGACUAAGUUAACUGGGACUUGAAUUUUCAAAAAUUGUAAUAUCUUUAAGUUAAAAUAUUAAUUAAAACCUAUAUAUUUGUAAAACCUUUCAAUUGUUUCCUAAUGUUAAAUAUGUUGUAUACACAUGUUAAAAUUGUUAAGAUACUGUUGUGAUUCUGUAUAAUCAAUAUUUUCAUCAGUCUUGAAAUAUUGUCAUUUGAGCGGGCCUCCUUUACAUCUUAAAACUGAGUUUGUUUGAAAAGCAAAACUGGAGAAGUUUUUGCAGUUUUUUGGCUAAAUGGUUCAGCAAUACCCAUGUAUAUGUAUAUCUCAUUAAGUCCCUAUAUCAUAAAUUACCAAGUGCAUUCAAGAUGACAAACCUAUAUCUUAGGCAGUUCAUUUAUCGCGGAAAUUUUUGUAGCGUAUCUUUUUGAAAACAUCAAAGCACGGCAAAUUUUUAAAUUUGCUUUUCCUGAAAAAUGUCAGUAUUGAUAGGUUUGUCAUGCUGAAUAUAAAAAAAAAAGUACUGUCUAUAGGUACAACAUACUGAAUGGAAAAGUUCAGUGUUUUAGGUUAGCAAUCCUCAAUGAAAAUGAAAGAGUUCAGUGCUUGUGUGUUCUUAUCUUAAAUUGAGAAGUUCAAUGUUAGUAGGUUCUUUAUUUUGCAUUGAGGAGUACAAUGUUUUUAAGUUUGUCAUAUUAACUUCAUGCCAGUAAAAAAUAAGUAUUAGUGUGCUCAAGUUUUGAUUGUGAUGCUUUAGCAUUGAUGCGGUCAAUUUCAUGUGCAUAAAAUAUCUUUUCCCCCCAUGUUUCUACUUUAUAAACAGUAAGGUUAUUAAAUCCAACAUUCAGUGUCGGGAUUCAGCCACCUGACACCCACUGUAUUUUGCUUCUAGAGGCUCUUGGUAAACAGAUAAACCUUACAUAGGGCUUCUUGUGAAAACUGAUUUUAUCUCUAGUUUAGUCAGCUGCAGUGUAGUUUAACCUGUGAAUACUGACAACCUGUGCAUAAUACCACCAGCAAAUAAAGACUACAUCUUGACUUUUCCAAGCAUGGUCUUACAGUACAAGUUAGACCAAUGGAUUCAUCAAUGACCAUCUUUUUCCCCACAUAGAAAUAUGUGUUGAUGAAACUAACUUCCAAGACUGAUGUAACUAAAAAUACAUAUUCUCUUGAUCGUGAUAUUGGGACUGAUGUAGCUUUAAAUAUUCCAUGAUGUAACUCUUAAUUUAUAAACUGUUAAAAAUAAAAAUUUGUAUUGCUGUAACUCUUGAAAGAAGUAACUUAAAACACAUAUUCCGUGAUGUAACUGUGACUUCUUGAAUGAAGUAACUUUAAAUACUUAUUCCAUGAUGAAACUGAAAUUUCUCGACUGAAGUAACUUUUCAAUACAUAUUCUAUGAUGAAAAACUUAUUUCUUAACUAUAACUUUAAAUACAUAUUCCUGUAACUUCUCGACUGAUGUAACUUUUAUAAGGAUCAUAUCAGAGUUGUUGUUAUUGUUAACUAUGUAUUUGUUAAGGACAAUUCAUACUGUGUAUGGCUAUACAUGGAGAUUUGUGUAACUGUUGAUUCUAAAAUAUUAUCUUGUAAUAAAGAUGACUCAUAAAACUCAUCAAA
Molecule: messenger RNA, 8882 nt
Organism: Mercenaria mercenaria
Lineage: Eukaryota; Metazoa; Mollusca; Bivalvia; Venerida; Veneridae
Product: sorting nexin-27-like
Exons: 14
Coding region: 27-1562 (511 amino acids)
Biological process (GO): signal transduction; intracellular protein transport
Cellular component (GO): early endosome
Molecular function (GO): protein binding; phosphatidylinositol-3-phosphate binding
Source: RefSeq, a predicted model, not a curated record